Folsomia candida is the source of this 1692-nucleotide messenger RNA. Its product is annotated as thymidylate synthase. Gene Ontology annotation, molecular function: thymidylate synthase activity. Lineage: Eukaryota; Metazoa; Arthropoda; Collembola; Entomobryomorpha; Isotomidae. Gene Ontology annotation, biological process: dTMP biosynthetic process. Bases 171 to 1337 code for a protein of 388 amino acids. Gene Ontology annotation, cellular component: mitochondrion; cytosol. The record is from RefSeq and is a predicted model, not a curated record. The transcript has 5 exons.
ACAAGCGAAAAGCCAGCAUUUCUUUGUGUGCAUAUAUUGUUGUCAUUUGCAGUUCAACUUGAACUGUUCAAGUCGUUGAGGUGAAAGCAGUACAGCAAACUUUUGAAGACCUUGGCAAGAUUCCCUCCAGUCAGUAUUAGCAGCGUAAAAGGGGACCGGGCAUAGCAGAAAUGAGUAGAGAAAAUGGGGGUCACGAUCAACUCGCCGACGCUGCCAGCAGAUAUGCAUCAGUGGGUACAAGUCCUAUGACGAUACCUUGCACUUCGUCCGUCGGUACCAAUACUGGGACGGCCUCCGUAAAAAUUGAGGCAAAUGGCAAGGGGUCUCGAAACCUGUUUCCCGAACAAGUUCCCGAGCUCUUGAAUAUUAAGGACAAGGGGUCAAAUAUGUUACCAAUUACGGUGAAAAACGGGGAGGCCGGUGUCAUCAAUGGCAAGGGGGACAAUCAAGAAGGAAGCAACGUGAUUGUAGAUGAGCAGCAAUAUUUGGAUCUGAUUCGAAAAAUUCUGAACGAAGGAGCGAUUCGGGAUGACCGUACCGGGACAGGGACUAUUUCCAUUUUUGGGAGCCAGUUGAGAUUCAGUUUGAAGAAUGACGUGAUUCCACUACUGACCACGAAGCGUGUCUUUUGGCGAGGUGUGGUGGAAGAGCUGCUCUGGUUCAUUAAAGGAAGUACCAACGCUAAUGAGCUAAAUGAAAAGAAUGUCCACAUCUGGGAUGGGAAUUCGUCCAGAGAAUUUUUAGACAAUCAAGGAUUCACAGAUAGAGAGGAAGGUGACCUUGGCCCAGUUUACGGGUAUCAAUGGCGUCAUUUUGGGGCUGAAUACAAAACAAUGCACGAUGACUACUCUGGGCAAGGUGUUGACCAAUUGAAGGAGGUGAUUCGGAUGAUCAAAGAAGACCCAUACUCGAGGAGAAUUAUCAUGUCAGCUUGGAACCCUAGUGAUCUUCCACUCAUGGCACUUCCUCCAUGCCAUUGCUUUGUUCAGUUUUAUGUAAAUCCUGCAAAGAAGGAACUGAGCUGUCAAAUGUAUCAACGGUCGGCAGAUGUUGGGCUUGGUGUCCCAUUUAACAUUGCCAGUUACGCCUUGUUGACGAAACUGAUUGCUCAUGUCACUGGAUUGAUUCCGGCUGAGUUUGUCCACACGCUUGGUGAUGCUCAUGUGUAUUCCAACCAUGUCGAUGCCUUGAAAAUACAGCUUGAACGAGCUCCACGACCACUGCCUACCUUGAAAUUCAAACGCGAAAUUUCCGACAUUGAAAUGUUUACUGUCGAUGAUUUUAUCCUAGAAGGAUACAACCCUCAUGGAAAAAUCGAAAUGUCCAUGGCCGUUUAAAAUUCUAAUGUUUCACCAAACUAUUAAAAAGUGUCUUCAUUGAUCACUAAAAAAUAUUGUAUUCUUUAACUAUUUAAAUAUAGUCUUUAAUUUGAUAUCAAACUUUGUAUUAUCGUAAUGAAACGUUUUUUUAUUGAUACGUAAUAUUUAGUGUGCAUAUAAUAGAGUUGAUAAAAUUUCUCCUUCUUUCAAAUUACAUUGUUAAUGCGUCUCUUAUUAUGUAAGGGUUUUCAUAAUGUAUUCAUAAAAGUGAAAUCAGGACAAAAUAAGCAAGUAUUACAUCACUUGGCUUGAGCUAUUUGUGAACUUUAGAAUUUGAAGUAAUAAAGUUAUUGUCAAACAAGGAAGCUAAGUA